CUCCGGUGGGCUUUCUCCUUUCUUUCCUCAGUUGUCCUGAUCGGGGAGUCCGGGGUGGGGAAAACCAACCUGCUCUCCCGCUUCACCCGCAACGAGUUCAACCACGACAGCCGCACCACCAUCGGCGUGGAGUUCUCCACCCGCACGAUCUUGGUGGGAGACGCCGUGGUGAAGGCUCAGAUCUGGGACACGGCUGGGCUGGAGCGGUACCGUGCCAUCACCUCUGCGUAUUACCGGGGGGCUGUGGGCGCCCUGGUCGUCUUUGACAUCACCAAGCACCAGACGUACGAUGUGGUGGACCGCUGGCUGAAGGAGCUGUAUGACCACGCCGAGGCCAGCAUCGUUGUCAUGCUGGUGGGGAACAAGACCGACCUCGUGCAGGCUCGGGAGGUGCCCAUGGAGGAGGCGAAAAUGUUUGCAGACAACAACGGGCUGCUCUUUGUCGAGACCUCGGCGCUGGACUCCACCAACGUCGAGCAGGCGUUCGAGACCAUCCUGAAGGGUACAUACACCGGCACCGUG
Molecule: messenger RNA, 522 nt
Organism: Balearica regulorum gibbericeps (East African grey crowned-crane)
Lineage: Eukaryota; Metazoa; Chordata; Aves; Gruiformes; Gruidae
Source: RefSeq, a predicted model, not a curated record